CUGUCCCCUCCCCUCUUUGCCACUUUCCAAGGCACCACACCACCAAAAGCGAGCGGCCCUUCUCCUCCUCCUCCAUUGCUGGCCUCCUCUCGCCUCCCUAGGCCGCUGGCCGCUGGCCGCAGCAGAGCAAAAGAGCACCAAGCAGCCUUUCUUUAGACCAACGACAAGAUUACAAGAACAAGAACCACAAGAACAAGAAACACCACCUGUCCUUGAACCAAAUACUACUACUAGUACGCGAGAUAGGAGCAGAGCGGGAGAGGAGGAGGUGCAGGGAGCGAGGAGAGGCUGCUGCUGCUGUUGUCUCGCGCGAUCUUUGAUUGAUAUGGGUGUUCUUGGCUUCGGUGCUUCCAACAUCCUCCUCUGCGCGGAGGACAGCAGCAGCGUGCUUGGGCUGGGCGGCGACGAGGCCGUGGCGGAGGUGGGGUGCGGCCUUGGUUUCCUCGACUCCGGUGCCGGUGCCGUGUUUCCCGUCGACUCCGAUGAGUUCGUGGCGUUUUUGGUGGAGAAGGAGAUGGACCAUCUUCCUCAGAGCGGUUAUCUGGAGAAGCUGGAGCUUGGAGGAUUGGAGUCUUCUUGGAGGAAAGAUGCCAUUGAUUGGAUUUGCAAGGUCCAUUCCUACUACAACUUUGGACCACUCAGCCUUUACCUCUCGGUGAACUACCUGGAUAGGUUUCUCUCCUCGUUUGAUCUCCCUCAUGACAAAUCUUGGAUGCAACAGUUCCUGUCAGUUAGUUGUCUAUCUCUUGCUAUGAAGAUGGAGGAGACUGUGGUCCCUCCUCCGGUGGACCUUCAGGUUUACGAUGCAAAGUGUAUGGAUGCAAGGAGUAUUAAGAGGAUGGAACUCAUUGUGAUGAAAGCCCUGAAUUGGAGGAUGCAAGCUGUGACCCCAUUCUCGUUCAUCAGCUACUUCCUGUACAAGUUCAAUGAAGGGAAGCCACCGAGCUACACGCUGGCCUCGUGGUGCGCUGAGCUCACAGUUGGCACUCUUAAAGACUCCAGGUUCCUGUCAUUCAGGCCGUCUGAGAUCGCUGCCGCAGUGGUGUUAGCAGUGCUUGUUGAGAAUCGGUUUCUUGUCUUCAGCAGUGCCCUUGCAGCAUCUGAAAUCCCUGUAAAUAAGGAGAUGGUUAUGAGAUGCUAUGAGCUGAUGCUAGAGAAGGCAUUAGUGAAGAAGAUGGGGAACAGCAAUGUAGGCUCUUCAGUUCCUUGCAGCCCGAACACCGUGUUGGAUGCAGCUUGCUUCAGCUUUAGGAGUGAUGACACAACACUAGGAUCAUCACAGUCAAACAACAGCAACAAAAAUUACAACAGCCAGGACUCUACUUCUGCUUCCAAGAGGAGAAGAUUAAGCACAACACCAAUCUGAUACACUUGUACAUACAUUACUUGGCAUUGCUUUGCGCUUGUUUAUUCAGGAGAACAACUCAUCAGGGUAACAAGUAGUGGUGCAUACCGGGCAUCAUCAUAACAAGCAAGAUGAAAGUGAGCGGCAAUAAGGUAGUAUCAGCUUCUUGAACUCAGGAUGAUGAAGAGAGAAGGGUGUGUUUUGAGGAGAGGAGGGGGUCUUCUUUCUCUUGCAGUUUUGUUUCCCCUUUUCUCCUACUUUUAUUUAUCCUUUUUCUACUUCCCCUUCUCUAAGCAGGGAAAUUUUUGUGGAUAGGAGAUUGGACAUGUGAGGAUGUGAGAAAUCAACAAAAAGAAUUUCGUUUUGUUCCUUUAUUCUUUCACCAUAUAAAAAUGAUUCAUGGUGUGAGAAAUUCUGACAUUAUUUCCUUCAUCUGAGUUCUGAUAAAGGUGUGCUACUGAUUCAUCAAUGUGUUGACUGGUUGUCUGUGAGACCUACAUUUCUCUCUU
Oryza brachyantha (malo sina) is the source of this 1854-nucleotide messenger RNA. RefSeq names its product cyclin-D2-2-like. Gene Ontology annotation, cellular component: cytoplasm; cyclin-dependent protein kinase holoenzyme complex; nucleus. Gene Ontology annotation, biological process: mitotic cell cycle phase transition; regulation of cyclin-dependent protein serine/threonine kinase activity. The record is from RefSeq and is a predicted model, not a curated record. The transcript is spliced from 6 exons. Gene Ontology annotation, molecular function: cyclin-dependent protein serine/threonine kinase regulator activity. Bases 326 to 1366 code for a protein of 346 amino acids. Lineage: Eukaryota; Viridiplantae; Streptophyta; Magnoliopsida; Poales; Poaceae.